AUGGGCUGGCUCAGUCGCGAAAGAAUUGCCAUAGUCCUCUGGGGCCAUGAUGCCAAAGAUCGAGCCCUCCUAUCGAAGCUGGACUUUACUUUGCUCCCUUACUUCUCACUGAUCUGGUUUCUGUUCGGUAUCACCAGAGCCAGCUACUCAUCAGCUUAUAUCAGUGGGAUGAAGGAGGCGCUGCAUUUCGAAGGAAAGGACUACAACUACAUGAGCACCGCGUAUAUGGUCGUGUAUGCGGUGUGCCAGAUCCCAGGAACAAGUCUAUUGACGGUCCUGCGCCCGAAAUAUGUCUUUGUCACGGCGAACGUCAUCUGGAGUGUAUUGACGCUUGUCACGUAUAAGUUGACGGCGGCAUGGCAGGUCAUACUAUUGAAUGCGAUCGAGGGUGGGUUCUCGGCCAUUGCCUAUGUCGGGGGCCAUUUCAUACUCGGUUCCUGGUACCGCAAGUCCGAGCUGGGGAAACGGGCAGCGGUGUUCUGCUGCUUCGGGCAUGUUGGGAGUAUGGCUGGUGGUUGGAUUCAGGCUGGUUUGCUGCAGGCCUUGGCUGGCAAGGGAGGGUUGCCGGCCUGGCGAUGGAUUUUUAUCAUUGUAUCGGUCAUGACUAUCCCGGUUGCGCUAUUUGGAUGGUUCUUCAUCCCCGACCUCCCUGCUCAUCGAGCAGCUUGGUAUCUCAACCACGACGAAAAGGAACACGCAGCAGAGCGUUUGGGUAAAGUGCCUGAACAAUCAUGGGACUGGACCGUCCUUCGACGAGUCUUCCUCAGCUGGCAAUUCUAUCUCCUACCCUUGAUCUUCAUGCUGUACUCCGUCUGCGUCCAAUCCCUCAGCAACAACGUAAUGGCCCUCUGGAUGGCCUCUCGUGGCUACACCGUGAUCCAACAAAACAACUACCCAACAGGAAUCUAUGCGACAGCUAUCGUCGGAACGGUGCUAUACGCCGCGAUAUCCGACCAUCUCCGCUCACGAUGGGAAUGCUCCGUUGCCAUUGGAAUAACCUUCAUCAUCGGCAGCGCCAUUCUCGUCGCUAACCCGGCCAAAGACGCCGGCCACUUCUUCGCGUUUUACCUCCUCGGCACGACAUACGCGCCCCAGGCGUUGUGGUACUCGUGGAUGGCGGACGUCACGAGCCAUGAUAUUCAGUUACGUGCCAUCUCGACCGGGUUCAUGAACUCAUUUGACUUUGCGUUCGUGACGUGGUGGCCGCUGGUGUUUUAUCCGGUUACUGAUGCGCCGCACUUUGAGAAGGGGUAUAUUGCGAGUUUGGUGACGGGGGCAAUGACGUUACCGUUUAUUGGGUUGAUUGUAUAUUUGGAUAGGAAGGGCGUGGGGAGGGGGGCGAGUGAAAGCGACGCGGAGAGUCAGUCAGAGGGGAGUGUGAGGGAUGACGAGAGGGUGGAAGUGGUUAGGAGUGAGAGGAGGGUUAAGGGUGUUUAA
Molecule: messenger RNA, 1437 nt
Organism: Aspergillus melleus
Lineage: Eukaryota; Fungi; Ascomycota; Eurotiomycetes; Eurotiales; Aspergillaceae
Exons: 4
Coding region: 1-1437 (478 amino acids)
Biological process (GO): pantothenate import across plasma membrane
Cellular component (GO): plasma membrane
Molecular function (GO): pantothenate transmembrane transporter activity
Source: RefSeq, a predicted model, not a curated record